AUGGACCUUCAGAACACUGUGAAGGAAGCCCUAAAUGCACUGUACCAUCACCCCGAUGAUGCGGUGCGCAUGCAAGCCGAUCGCUACCUUCAAGAUUUCCAGCGCACUUUGGAUGCGUGGCAGGUGGCUGAUAAUUUACUUCAUGAUCCCAGUAGCAAUCUAGAAACCUUAAUAUUUUGUUCUCAGACUCUGAGAAGCAAGGUACAAAGGGACUUUGAAGAAUUGCCUUCCACAGCUUUUCGACCUUUGCGUGACUCAUUGAAUGUGAGUGAGGGUCUGUGCAAUUUGUGUAAUUUUGAUAGUUGGUUUGGAAUGCAGACCUUGCUAAAAAAGUUUCACAAAGGUCCUCCAAAAGUCAGAACACAGAUUAGCAUUGCAGUGGCUGCCUUGGCAGUGCACGUGCCUGCAAAAGACUGGGGGGAUGGUGGUAUAGUGAAAUGGCUUAGGGAUGAGAUGGAUUCCCGUCCAGAAUAUAUACCAGGAUUCUUGGAAUUACUUACAGUUCUACCAGAGGAAGUAUUAAAUUAUAAGAUUGCAGCUCGCCCAGAAAGGCGUCGCCAAUUUGAAAAAGAGCUAACAUCUCAAAUGGAAGUUGCACUUAAUAUUUUGACAGCAUGUUUGACUCUUUCUGAACUUAAGGAGCAGGUUCUUGAAGCAUUUGCUUCGUGGCUUCGCUUAAAGCAUGGGAUUCCAGGAUCUGUUCUUAGUUCCCAUCCGCUAGUUCUCACGGCAUUGUCAAGCUUGAAUUCUGAUUUACUUUCAGAGGCGUCUGUAAAUGUGAUUUCCGAGUUAAUACACUACACAACUGCCGGAAAUAUUGAUGGUGUUUCUGCAAAUAUGCCCUUAAUUCAAGUCAUUGUUCCUCAAGUUAUGAAUCUUAAGGCCCAACUUAGUGAUUCUACAAAGUUGAUGGCUAUAGUAACAGGGGACUGCAAAUGCUUCUUAAGGCUGAAACCUAGGUGGGCUUUGCUGGAAAUGGUUGUCCGCUGGGAUUCAACUUGGAAAUGCAACAUGUUAGAAAUCUUUCAGCAUAUAGCUUGGUUGGAAAACCAGUGGGUUGCACUUGCAGAUAACCUUCUGAUUCCCAAUCUUGAAGGAAAAAGCUUCCUUCAGAUGAUGGGAAAGAAUGAUGAAGAAGAUGUGAAGGCGAUUGCUAGGUUAUUUGCAGACAUGGGUGAUUCAUAUGUGGAACUGAUUGCAACUGGUUCAGAUGAAUCAAUGUUAAUUGUGCAUGCAUUGUUGGAAGUUGCUUCACAUCCUGAAUAUGAUAUUGCUUCUAUGACUUUUAACUUUUGGCAUAGUCUUCAGCUCAACUUGACCAAAAGGGAGUCCUAUAUUUCGUAUGGUAAUGAAGCUUGCAUCGAAGCUGAGAGAAAUAGAAGGCUGCAGGUUUUCCGUCCUGCAUAUGAAUCACUUGUAUCACUGGUUAUCUUUCGGGUUCAGUAUCCUGAAGAUUAUCAAGACCUUUCACAUGAGGAUCUUAAGGAAUUUAAGCAGACAAAAUAUGCUGUUGCAGAUGUAUUGACAGAUGCAUCAUCAGUUCUUGGUGGUGAUGCCACACUUAAAAUUUUAUACAUGAAACUGCUGGAGGCUGUAUCUGGCCAUGGUAAUAAUGAACACAAGGAAUGGCGACCAGCAGAGGCUGCUUUAUUUUGUAUUCGGGCCAUAUCAAAUUAUGUUUCAGUUGUUGAAGCAGAAGUAAUGCCUCAGAAUACUAUAAUAGAGGCAGAAGAUGAUGGGGGAAUGGGGUUAAUUGGUGAGAAUUACUUUUGGGUGGGAAGUUCUCAAGCUGUUGGGGGUUCAUUCAGUGUUAAAUUGUUCAUCUCCAAAGACUUAAUCUUCUAUGAAAUCUAUUUUUACUAUGCUGACUAUUCCCUUCAAAACCUGUUUCUCAUCAUGGCUUUGCUUCCAAAACUUCCUCAUCAACCCCAACUGCUUCAGACAGUGUGUUUAACUAUUGGAGCUUAUUCAAAAUGGCUCGAUUCUGCAUCUUGUGGACUGUCCGUGCUGCCAUCAGUAUUAGAUAUCCUAAUGAAUGGCAUGGGUACAUCUGAAGAUUGUGCAGCUGCUGCUGCUUUGGCGUUUAGACACAUCUGUGAUGACUGCCGGAAAAAGCUUUGUGGAUGCUUAGAGGGUCUGUUCCACAUCUACAAUAAGACAGUUAGUGGAGAAGAUAGUUUCAAAGUUCCUGCUGAAGACUCCUUGCAUCUAGUUGAAGCAUUAAGUAUGGUUGUUACUGAACUUCCUCCAGAUGAUGCUAAGAGAGCUCUUGAAGCAUUAUGCAUACCAGUCAUAACUCCUUUACAGGAAGCUAUCUCUCAAGGUCCAGAAAGCUUGAGUAAAAGACCUUCUCGUCAGUUAACAGUUCAUAUUGAUCGAUUUGCUUACAUCUUUAGAUAUGUAAAUCAUCCUCAAGUUGUGGCAGAUGCUAUUCAACGGCUAUGGCCAAUUUUUAAGGCUAUUUUUGAUCUUCGUGCUUGGGACAUGAGAACAAUGGAAUCUCUCUGCCGUGCAUGUAAAUAUGCAGUGAGAACGUCAGGAAGAUUCAUGGGGCUCACAAUUGGUGCCAUGCUGGAAGAGAUUCAGAGUCUAUAUAGGCAGCACCACCAACCAUGCUUUCUUUAUCUCUCCAGUGAAGUUAUAAAGAUGAAGUUAUCAGAGGAAAGUUUUUUUGCUUCACUCAGAUGGAUAGGUGAUCCCUUAUCUGAUGCAAUGUUUCCCAUUGUGAUUGGGAGAACCCUUGGAUUUGCAGGAUUCUAUAGGCUUGUGGAUCUUCCAAGUGUUUCUCAACCCCCAAAGGUGAUAUUUGGUUCUGAUCCAUCUUGUGCGGACUACCUGAAAAAUUUGAUUGAGGCGCUCUUUCAACAUACAACACUUAUUCUCACAAAUAUUCAGGAAUUCACAGCCCGUCCUGAUAUAGCCGAUGAUUGUUUCUUGUUGGCCUCAAGGUGUAUUCGUUACUGUCCUCAACUAUUUAUUCCCUCAUCUGUUUUUCCAUCAUUAGUUGAUUGCUCUAUGAUUGGGAUCACAGUACAGCAUAGGGAGGCUUCCAAUUCCAUAUUGCAUUUCUUGGCUGAUAUUUUUGAUCUUGCAAAUUCCUCUGUGGGGGAACAAUUUUUACCAAUAAGAGAUAGUGUAAUUAUUCCUCGAGGUGUGAGCAUCACCAGAAUUUUGGUUGCUUCAUUAACGGGAGCGCUUCCAAAAUCUCGAGUGGAUGUGGUAUCUUAUACGUUACUGGCGUUAACUCGAUCCUAUGGGAUGCAAGCGCUGGAAUGGGCAAAAAAGAGUGUUUUGUUAAUUCCAUCGACAGCUGUUACAGAUGUAGAGCGAUCAAGAUUCUUAAAAGCUCUUUCUGAUGCAGCAUCUGGAGGUGAUACUAAUGGACUUACUGUUCCUGUUGAAGAGCUCUCAGACGUUUGUCGACGUAACAGAGCAGUUCAGGAAAUAGUUCAAGAAGCUUUGAGACCACUUGAGUUGAAUAUGGUGAAUGUAUCAUAG
Sphenostylis stenocarpa is the source of this 3498-nucleotide messenger RNA. The record is from the annotation of a GenBank genome assembly. NCBI's taxonomy places the organism in Eukaryota, Viridiplantae, Streptophyta, Magnoliopsida, Fabales, Fabaceae.